Thalassophryne amazonica is the source of this 2564-nucleotide messenger RNA. RefSeq names its product protein TOPAZ1-like. Gene Ontology annotation, biological process: spermatid development; spermatocyte division. NCBI's taxonomy places the organism in Eukaryota, Metazoa, Chordata, Actinopteri, Batrachoidiformes, Batrachoididae. The transcript is spliced from 17 exons. Bases 414 to 2564 code for a protein of 716 amino acids. The record is from RefSeq and is a predicted model, not a curated record.
GACAGUUUGGGCCUUUCUGUGGAUAAAGGCAGCAAUCAAAACCAGAAGGAUGAGCUUGAGCGUUGGCAUGAACAAAACGAUUAUGUAGCCUUUUCAGAUUUAACUCUAAGAGCACCACCAUCUUCUGUCAACUGUGAUGGUGAUAUCGAUGAUGUGGCUGAAGAAAAAAGCAAUGAAACUGAUUACAUGGAGGAUCUGGAGCAGGAGAACUUCAACUUGGCACAAGUUCCCUUAGAACCUAUAAUGAUGGUAACGGUCGGCACCGAUGAUCUCACAGGAUCUAGUUCAUCUCCCAGUCAUCAUAAAGAUGCUAAUCUCUUUGAAGACCGAUGGCAUGGAACAAAUUCCUCUCAAGGAGCCGAGAAUGAAAGGGAGGAAACCAUAGAAGAGCUUGUCUAAAGAGCCCUUUCGUUAUGGAUGAGGUCACAGCUUAUGAACAGGAUAUCCUGCUUGUUGACACAGUCCCAGAUGACCCAGAGCUUUUUGACAACCUUCCCAAAGAAAAUGGGCCAAGCUUGCGAUCUGUAUGGCUUCGUGAUUUUGGCAAACCCAGACCUGUUGAAGUGACAACCUCAAGAAAGGAUGGAGCAUCACUGGAAUUGGAGAAAAGAUCGAUAGCAGUUAAUAAAAACUUUCUCUGUGACAGUGCUGACAUUCAAGAGUGUGAAAGCAGACCUUGGAGACCCCAGUGUCGUAGCACCUCUUUCUGCAAGCAGAGCAACAUUUGGACUCCGACAGAUAAACAAAUCAAGCCUAUAGGUCAGUGGGAUUCCAACAGCAAUAGACUAAAUGGUACCCUGGAAAGAAACCAGCCUGUCCAGGCAGUGAAGUCAUUGCAUAACAUCCCACCACCACUUAUGACCACAAGAAACGGACCAUGGCACAAAAAUGCAGCCAACAUGGAUUUGAGUGGCCAGAAAUCAAAUACUACACAACCAUCUCUUUCUGGAAGCCGUCCGUACUGCUGGCAGUACUUCAGUGACUCUCUGACCUGUGGUUUCACAAUGUGUCGGUUCCUGCACGUGCCUGCAGAGGGGGAUGAGAAGUUUUGCAUGGACAUUGUGAUGCAGUUUACCAAAAAUCCAAUGUGUCUCCAGAAAGCAGGAGCUGUGUUAACAGGUUACUACCAGAACAACUCACCAGGACCAGAUUUUUCCAUGCCCGUGCUAACAGCCCUUUUCUGGGCUCUGCUUAAAGCCUGCAUGAUCUCUGAUCUUUUUUCAGUCCUCAGCGUCAGCUUGGUCCACAAGAUAGUGCCAUCUCACGAGUUCCUGCUCGCCCUCUUUAAUGUUCUGAGAGAAAAGGGCCUCUUUGGAUAUGUACCUGAGCUCAUGCAGCUCACAUUUAAGAUGGCCAAUGCAGGCCUGGUUCUGAGUUUGGACUAUCUUGAAUGUGUAAAAAACAUGCCAGAGUUCCAGCAAAAUAUACAACUUAAUUCAACUAUGACAAUGUCGGGCAACAACAAGUUACCAUUGCCCGUGGGUGCUCCCUUUCCAGAGUACCUAAAUUUUGCUCAGGCCAUUCUGGAAAUUGAGCUGUGUUCCAAGCAGGAGGACUGGAAGCGCAUGGGGGAGGUCUUCAAGUCCAUCUGCCAAACCAAUCACCACCCCACCAGAGUAGAGCGCAUUAGCGCUCGCAUUACCGUUGCACUCUUAUCAGAGAGCAAAGACAAGCUCUUGCUGCCCUUUGCUUCCUUCACUGAGACGGGUCAAAAGCUCUUAAUUAAACAUGAUUACAUUUGUAUUCAGCACGUAGUUCUGUCCACAUUAAUGAAGGGUCACAUUGGAAUGAACCUUAAUCAUUUUGUUCUUCUCAAAGUAGUGUGUCAGAAUGAAGUUGACAGCAGCCUGGUCAAGAAUUUUUUAGGCAGAAUUGGUGUCUCGCUCAUGUUGCGGUACCACAAAACACAUCAGUGGGCUAAGGGUCGGAGGGUGGUGGAGGUGAUGUCAUUUUCAAAGAUCAACUACUCCGUGCUGAAGGGCUUGUUUGGGAAUGAAGAUGGAGCGUCACGCUGCUGCUUGGUCACUAUUGCAGCUGAGCUUUUCUUUCUCAGUGGCAGUGUGGAAGGAGCUCUAAACUCCCUCAGAGAUAACUGUUGGUUCCUGAGUUCAUGUGCGUGGCCGUGUCAGCCUGCUGAUCUUGAGAGCAGGAGUCGUGUGCUGAGACGUAUAGCUGAGAAAACCUCUCACCGUGAUACACUGGAGGUCCUCUCUAACCUGCCUGGGCUCAAAGAACCAAAUGACUUGGUAGAUAUCUCCAUGUACAGUGCUGUUUUUCACGGUCACCUACAAGUGUGGGUGGACAGACAGAUUCUUCCAGUGGCUUCAGACACGGUGGACUUCAUGCUGUCCAAGAAGCUGGCAGUCGACUAUGCUCUGCUCCAGACGCUUGUACUUAAACUCGGCAAGCAAAACCACUGGCUCCGGGCACGGGAAGUUUUCAAACGCAAUUUAAAUCCAUUACCUAAUCCACACAUGGAGAACGGGCCCCAAAUGAACUUGGGUCAGUGUGGUCCUGUGCUCAUGCUGCAUUAUGGAGGGUUUUAUGCAGACAAGACAGUUUAA